ACCGUAACUCCGUGGUAGAGCAUCUAUUUUGCAGGCAAAAGAUCCCAUGUUCAAUCCCCAGAACUUCCAGAUAGGUCUGUGUCAGAGACUCUUGCCUGAAACCCUGGAGAGCCACUGCCAGUCAGUGUAGACAAUGCUGAAAGUGAUUGCCUGAUUAUCUUACUCAGUAUGUGGCAGCAUCUUAUUUUCACACACACACACACACACCACUCAUAAAAUAUCAAAGUGGUGUAAAACAGUUUCUACAAAUGCAAUAAAACAUAAGAUACAUAAAACUAUACAAAAUGAUUAUAAAAAUGAUUGGCUCAUGUUGGGGAGGGGAAAAAAGCGGAAUAGGCCUGUCAGCAUAAAAGAAAAAAGUCUUCUAGGGAUGUCAGUAGCAAGGAUGCCUUCUGAAUCUCUGCUGUAAAAGUGUUCCACAGCAUGGGGCUGGUGACACAAAGUGUCCCACUUCUAGUUGAAGCCAGUCAGGCUUGGGGAACAACCAAUGAUGCUUCUCCAGAUGAUCUCCAUGAUCAGACUGGGAUGUAAGGAGUAGUAAUACAAAAACCUUAAUGUGGCCUGGUAGCAUGUGGGUAGCCAAUACAGAUAUUUUAGCAGAGCUGUCCUGUUCUGACAACCACCUGCCUCAUCAGCAGUCUAUUCUGGUCCAGUUCUUGCACAUCCACCCCGAUUAGAUCUUAUGGGGAAGCAAAGCUGUAUGUCAAGUGUGUACUGAUGACACUGUGCUCUGGAACUCCUCAUGAUUGCUCCCAGUGGCUUCAUGCAGAUGUUAAAUAGCAAUGGGGACAAAAUAGUGCCCUGUAUUUCCAUGCACUCUGGCACUUGUCACGGUCCUCCGUGCACCAGUAGCUGUUGAGUCAUGCUGGCCACAUGAGCCAGAAAGUUGUAGGUGGACAAACACUGGCUCCCUCGGCCUGAAGUGAGAUGAGCGCCACACCCCAUAGUUGCCUCUGACUGGACUUAACCAUCCAGGGGUCCUUUACUCAGCCAUGCAGGUAAGAGUUAUGCCACCAUAAUAUGGUGCAUCCAAUACCUAUCCCACACAUUUGAUCUAGGCGUAUAUAGUCAGUAGCAUCAAAAGCCAUUGAGAUGGUCCCUCUCUUAAUAAAGGUCAUAUCUCAGGGUAACCAAGGCUGAUUCAGUCCCCAAACCAGGCCUGAACUGAGACUGAAGUGGGUCUUAUGUUCUGUGUCAAACUGGUGUUAUUGGAUAUAGCUGUACUAAUCUGAAAAAGCAUGGGCUUUUCACUGCUGACAUCCAGGAUGAAAAAAAAUGGUUUAGGCUCUAAUUUGAUCCUCAGCUAGCAAAGACAUUCUGGUAAUGAUCAGCUAAAAUAUGUUCCGGGCUUCACAGACCCUUUGAUUAAUGGGCAUGCUGUCAAAAAUAACCCCCAUUUUCUACCUUAAUGCUGAAAAGUGAAGCAAGUAAAAGGGAUGAAACCCUGCCAUGAAAUGUUUUUAAAACAGAAUUUUCCACGCAAAACAUGUACUACUUUUUUUUUAGAGCAUGCCUUGAGCAAAGAAUGGCCUAGUUUUGCUUUUGUGUUUUUUUAAAUCCUUCUGAUUUUCCUGCUGCAGCUCUGUACAACAAAUGAUGCUGUCAUGUACCAGGGCAAUUUUGGGCAACUGUAACUGCGUUUUAAAAAAUGAGAAGAUUGUUUUGUUUUCUUUGUAGAAAUAUGCUUGAUCCCAGUUAAAUCUUUUAGCCAAUCAAUACAGAGUUUAAUCAUUUUAGUCUUGUCACAAGUUACUUCAUUUUUAAUUAACAGGGGCCAGUGUGAUAUGGACUAAGACUGGGGAGACCCAUGUCCAACUCCUCACUCAUCCACAAAUCUCCCUGGGUAACCCUGGGGAAGUCACUGUCUUAGUCUAACCCACCUCACAUGGUUGUUUUGAGAAUAAAAAUGGGAGUGGGGGAGAGAACCAUGUGUGUAGUGUUGAGCUCAUUGGACAGAAGGUGAGAGAAAUGAAAAAUCCAAUAUAUUUUGGGUAGAGGUAGCCUGUACAGGUCAGCCAGCCAGAAGAAUUACAUGGGUCCAUGGGAGUGACGGCAUAUCAGGGGACAGAAUUGCCUGGACUACAGGACACAGUUUUCCUAUUCCUGGCUUUCAUCAAUUAAUUUUGUUUUCUAAGGUCCAAUACAAUUGCCAUGGAGUAUUUCUUCUUGCUGACUGACCUGCAUAGGCUACCUCUACUCAAAAUACAUUGCAAUGGUUGUUGGAAAGACAGCCUUUGCAGGCUUGAAAUUCUGGCUUAAAAGGCAAGGAUAUCUGGGGAAUCCUUUUAUAUCUACAGGAUGAGAUGCAACAUAGCACAAGCAGGAGUUCACUCAUGCAGUGGGGUUACUCCUCCCUCCCCUCCUCUCUACAGAAGCCUGCACCCCAAAGAUCUUUUGCAGAGAGAUGAGGGACAAUUUGGAGCACAUUUGGGGGAGUGCAGAGGGGGACUGGAGGAAAGAAUAAGAUAAACUGAAAAUCCUGUAACGCAUGUGGAUUUCCAUUGCACAAACAGGUGGAGUUAACUAGAUGUCACCCUCUGUCCCUAAAUGUAAAGAAAGCCUCUAAGAAUGGACUGUGGGUGCACAUGCAAAUUAAUGACAUGAUGACUGCAACCAAUGUGAAUGAGCCAUCAUGGAUAUCAAACCUUAGCUAGAACUUUCACCUCAAGUUUAACUCUUUCCCAUGGAGUCAGUUCACACAUUCAGCUGCCAGGAAUCACAGGUAGGGAGCCAGCCCUAUGCUGCUAUUGUAUUUUGUUGCAAAUGAAAAGACGUUUGGUUGGCAUUCUAGUAAUUCCACUUAGCGCUAUGAGGUAAUGCAACUUAGAAAUGGUACAGUUAUAAACAGAUGAUGGGCUUCAUUCAGAUUUUCUAUCUCUUAAAGCGUUUAAUUCUGUCUCAGCCUAAUGCUAAGCAACAUCUUGUCUGCUUGCUUGGAAAUUUAGUGAUGGCUCUUAUUUCCCCUGACAAGUCAGAGAGCUAGCUUGAUGGCUAUUGGCUGGCUUUUCUGUUUGCUGGUAGGAUUUGUACUGCAGCCUUACCUCCUGAAUUAAUGGCAGACUGUUCUAUUAUGAUGCCCUGAAUAACCAUGGUGCCACUUGUCAAGGAGAUAACGUUUGAUGCUCAGGAGUGCAGACUUAGAAGGGAGGAAGAUGAACAGCAUCAUUGUUAAUUCUUUAAUACGUAAAACUACUUAGCCAGCCACAGUUAGAUCAAAGCCUCCCUUGAAAAGAUUGUGGUUUCAGGAUAGAGGAUCCUGGAAGUGGUUUGGAUGGCUACAUUAUAGCUGGGAGCCCUGGGAUGAAAAAAAAUAGAGUGUGAAAUUGUCUCUAGGUUCAAAUAGCCUUUGUUUUCAGUUCUGAACGAAUUUCCUUGUGUAUGUGUGUUACUAUCUUUUAUAUGUACUUUGAGACAUCGAAAAGAAGCUGAAGCUUGUUUGUCUGCAAUGACUAAUUGUCCUAUCAGCAAACAUAUUGAGAGAGUUGGUAGCAAUCACUAAUUUGUUUACAGGGCAAUCCUAGAAGUAACUGGAUUCAAUGAGACUUACUUUCAGGUAAGUGUAUGUAGACUUGCUGCUACAUAUACUUACAAACUGUGUAUAAGCCACCGCAGUGCCAAGAAUAGGCCUCCAGGAUGGUUUAUAAUGUAAGCAAAAUAAUCGAUAAAGAAUAAUACAGAUAGUAGUAUCAGCUGCAUAUCAGUUCACCAAAAGUUUGGAUAAAUAGGAAAGUUUUUAAUUGGCAUCUAAAAGAUAACAGUGUAGAAGACUGACAAAUCCAUAUUUGUAUUUCUAUACAAGUGUUAUAUGUAUAAGGGUUGUACAAACAAUGCAAAAUGUGGCAGUAUUAAAAUGCACCUGUUCAGAAGAAUAUUCUAUUCUCACAAUAGUCAGCAUUCUGUGCCCACUGAGCAUGUUCAGUCCUCAUUUGGAUGUUUUGGGGAUUCCCUCCAAUUAGUUUUUUUUUUUAAUGAAAAGCUUUUAUUUUUUGUACAUUUACGAACUUUGUGUUCCCCCAGAACAUGCUGGCAUCUUCCUCUUGUGCAUGGAUUGUGCUGUUUUGACUAAAUAAGGAUCAGCCUUUGACUAGAUCACUGUUAUGGAUAUGAUAUUUGCAAUGUAUUGGGAAAACAGAGGCACCCUGUUCCAUUGAGUCUCUCUUGUGCUGCAUCUGAAUAAGAUGGAUUCACACAGCAUGCUCACUCACUGUAAGGCCAUCUUUCUGUGGCAAAGAGCCAUUUGAAACCUGGCUUUUGGAUGGGUUUGUCAGGUCUUAUUUUACUGAUAGUUACUGCAAUCCUGGCUUGACAUAGCAUGAAUUGUCUGGGGAAGGAAAUGCUAUAAAGGAAUAUUGCACUAGUACAAUUGCUGGUUUAAUAUUCUCUUUGCCUUUGCAUGCAUAUUUGUGUGCUUGUAUUUCACAUUGUUUUAAUGAUUUACUUAAACAGCAGUUUUAUAUUAUUGUUGUUUGAAUAGAGCAAUCUCAGCACCUAAAUAUUCUUUAUAAACAUGUGUGACUCACAGCUGUCAGAUUAAAGGAUUUUGAGGUCUGGGUUUCAAAUGUUUACUGCUUUCUGAAAUUAGACUGCAUGGUUCAGCAAAGUAUAUUCCCUCUUAUAUAGCCAGCUAUUAUUCCACUGAAAAGUCAACCCUUUUACAAGGGACUGGGAUUUAGUAAAGUGCUGUGGCGGUCAAGUGAUAAAAGGUAUGUCACAUAGAAUGUAUGGGUAGCACAUGGUAGUAUCAUUCAUUCCUCAGCUUAUGCUGUAAAAAAACACAUUGGUGGAGAAGACUGAAUGCUUUUUUUCUAUUUAGAGAAUUCCCCAGUGGCACAUUUUACCUGGGUUUUGAGAUGGCUCAUUAAUAACUUUUAGUAAAUGAGAAGAGGCAGUUAAGAAAAGAUGCCAAGAUACUGAAUAGGUUAUUCCUUUGAAACACACCAAAUGUUAAAUGGCUAAUAUAGAAUAAUGUUGCUUUCCCAUUACUUCCAUCAGCUCCUGUUGGCAUGUGGUGGUAGCAGAACAGGGACUGGGAACCUGUGACCCUCCAAAUGUUGUUGCACUAUGAUUAUUAUCAUUCCUGACCUUUGUCAUGCUGGCUGUCAUAGGUUCCCUUCCUCCGAUUAAUUUUUUUUCUCAGUAGUGGCAGCCCAGUUCUGAAGAAUGCAUUGUACACUUUCAAGAGACAGAUGAGAACAGUGUUGUUGUGCAGUGUUUGUCCUUCCAAAGUAGCUGUGGUUUUUAAUAGGUAUUUAUUUUUUGAAUUACUUUUACAGUGGUGCCUCGCAAGACGAAAUUAAUUCGUUCUGCGAGUUUUUUCGUCUUGCGAAUUUUUCGUCUUGCGAAGCACGGUUUCCCAUAGGAAUGCAUUGAAAAUCAAAAAAGACUACCACACCUCAAAAACCUCAAAAAAGGCUACCACACCGCGUGCUAUGAGUUGCUCCUCGAGGUCAAGUCGCAACUGCACUUCUUCAAGCAAUGCACCCUGGGUAUUAACGGUUUUAAGAAAAAGGAAACAAACUUGCAAGACGUUGCCGGUUUGCGAAGCAAGCCCAUAGGGAAAUUCGUCUUGCGAAGCAACUCAAAAAACGAAAAACUCUUUCGUCUUGCGAGUUUUUCGUCUUGCGAGGCAUUCGUCUUGCGAGGUACCACUGUAUUCAUUAAAUGCCUUUGUGACCCACCUUUCUUCCUAAGCAUGAGUACAGCGACCAUAGGUCUACUUUACAGAAGUGAUCCCUCUCAUUGAAGGGAUCCUCUGUUUGAAUGACUGUCUGGUCCACAACCAGUUAAAACAAAACAAAACUGGAAGAAGCAGGGUCAGCCCAGGAUGUUCUGCUGCCUGAUGCAGAAGACAAGAUGGUGAUCCCAUUCCCCAGAAAAAGUCAAUGUGGGCAACGAAAUAGCGUCCUCCACAGAAACUGAGGGAAGCAGGGGAGUUUGGAGAACUGGGUACAAGACAGGCUGCAUGGUCCACAAAUCUCAGUCCUCAAAUAGAGGGGGAUGCUAACCCCUUCCCAACACUUGCUGCCUGAGGUGGUUGCCUCAUUUUGCCUAAUGAUAAGAAGGGAGAGAAGGGGUCUGGAAGUUGCCCAUCAACAGGCUGAGCUGCUAUACAGAUCACUUGUUUACAGCCUUCACAGCUAUGCCCUGUAUUUCUGUUUAAAUUAUAACAGUUAUUUCUAAAUUUGUCUAAAUUAGAAUAUGCUUCCACCCCCUCAAAUCUGUGUCUUCUUUUUGGGUACUGUGUAAGUCUCCACCUCCAAUAUACUCAGGGGAAGGAUACAAUUUAAGAUACAACAAAGACCUCCAGUUUUUGUUCUUCUCCCACUCUUCACUCAAAAAUUACAAGCCCUACUACUUAUGUCUGGAAUGCAUUAUAUGUGCUGGGUUGUACAGAAAAGUAGCUCUGUUGCUAAGGAAUCACAGCAGCCACAAUACAGCAAUGUGUUACAGCAUGAAAAGGGCUGGUUUCUAUGGAUUCUGGCAAACAGCAUGUAGUGGGAAUUCCCUUUGGAUACACAUUACAUUAAUCUUUCCAUCUCACAUCAGAAUUGUAGUAAAUUAAUUUAUGUUCCAAUAUCGCGGCUUGGCUGUGGAGCACUCUGAACAGUUGUAAACACAAAUGAAACAAAUGGGUCUCCUGUGAGCUUUAGUUGCCAUUUUUUCCUGUUGUCUCAGCAAAGCAAUUGUGGAACACUCAAAUUAUUUUCAAAUUUCCUUACGAAUGUGCUGUUCGGGAUUCUAGACGCUUGGCCUUCUUCUUUCCUCACACAGCUGCACCAAAGAAAGAGGCACAUGUUUUUCACUGUACGCCUCUAAGUGGCAAGCGUAUGGCUGGCAUUUGUUAACACAGGAAGAAAAGCAGACCUAAUGUAGUCUGUGGCAAUACUAACCAAGACAGGGAGUGUACAGCAUGGGUUAUAAGAGCACCUUUUGUACUUGUUCUCUUUGUUUGUGGCUCUUAACAUUUGUGUUACAGACUGGUCUCCACAGUAGUCUCUGUGAUGUGGAGGUUGUACUCACAGUAGACUUGCAGUAUUGGAAACGAGACAGCAGCUGCAGGUGACAGAGGUGGCGAGCAUUUUAAUUUCCCACAAUGUGCUAAUAUAGCUUCACUCCACGACAUUACGGGAAAUAUAAAUGGUAGCUCCCCAGAACUAGCCAGGAUGCUAAUGACAGGGUUUGGGUAACACCAGUCCUAAGUAUGGUAUUUGCUGUUACCGGCAUUCCAACACCUCCUCCUCCCAGUCUGCUCCCUCUGACUACUCAUCAUUGUCCCACCACCAAUCCCCUGGCUCUGAGCCUUCUUCCCCUGAGGGUUGCCCCCUACCACUCUCCUGCAUCCAGCUAGUCCAUGACAUAGCCUCAGGGUGAGUUAUCAUCAUCAUUGUUACAAUUAGUGUUUGGCAAAGUAGAUAAAUCCUCUGUUUACUUGAUCCAAGGACAUUUCUGCCCACAUAAUGAAAAGAGAACUAACAUGGAAGUAAGCCCCACUGUUUUCAGUGGACCCUACCAGUCCAAACCUAUACAGUAUGUGUUUAUUCAGAAGUAAGUACCACUGAGCUUACUUUUAGAUAACUAGGUAUAGGGUUGUAGCCACAUUCCCAGGAAC
Messenger RNA from Podarcis lilfordi (Lilford's wall lizard), 7609 nucleotides. Lineage: Eukaryota; Metazoa; Chordata; Lepidosauria; Squamata; Lacertidae. The record is from the annotation of a GenBank genome assembly.